This is a messenger RNA of Chroicocephalus ridibundus (black-headed gull), 5977 nucleotides long. RefSeq names its product AFG1 like ATPase (gene AFG1L). The transcript is spliced from 13 exons. Bases 26 to 1447 code for a protein of 473 amino acids. Gene Ontology annotation, molecular function: ATP hydrolysis activity; ATP binding. Gene Ontology annotation, cellular component: mitochondrion; cytoplasm. The record is from RefSeq and is a predicted model, not a curated record. NCBI's taxonomy places the organism in Eukaryota, Metazoa, Chordata, Aves, Charadriiformes, Laridae.
UCUCCGCAGAGGCCGGGCCGGGAAGAUGGCGGCGUCCAUGUCGCCCUUGGUUACUGCGCGCUGCUUGUUGCGGGCUUCGGCGCGGCGCGCCGCCCGCCUGGGGCUCCCGGCGCCGCCCGCCGCCCUGCGGAGAGCAUACACAGCUCAGGGAGAUGAGAAGACGGUCCCCGGUACUCCUACAGAUGCUAAUGCCAGAGCUUUAUUGGUUUGCAACGGACCUUUAGAACAUUAUGACUUUCUGAUUAAGCAGGAAGAGCUGAGGAAUGAUGAGCAACAGAGAAGAGUUGUACAGCACCUGCAGAAGUUGCAUGAAAGCCUUAAAGGCUACAGCAUCAGUUCCAAAAAUCUUCUCUCAAAGCUCUUUACAAAAAACAAACCCCCAAAAGGUCUUUAUGUCUAUGGAGAUGUUGGUACAGGAAAGACAAUGGUGAUGGACAUGUUCUAUUCUCACUUAGAAGUAGAAAGGAAAAAGAGAGUCCAUUUUCAUGGCUUCAUGCUAGAUGUACACCAGAGAAUACAUCGCCUUAAGCAGAGCUUGCCAAAAAGAAAGGCAGGAUUUAUGGCCAAAUCAUAUGACCCAAUUGCACCAGUAGCAGAGGAAAUAAGUGAAGAGGCUGCUCUCUUAUGUUUUGAUGAAUUUCAGGUCACUGACAUUGCUGAUGCCAUGAUUCUGAAGCAGCUUUUUGAAAAUCUGUUCCAAAAUGGGGUUGUCGUUGUGGCAACAUCUAACAGGCCGCCAGAAGAUCUCUAUAAAAAUGGUCUUCAGAGAGCUAAUUUUGUACCAUUCAUUGCUGUGCUGAAGAAAUACUGCAGCACAGUCCAACUUGAUUCUGGAAUAGACUACAGGAAACGAGUGCUUCCUGCUGCUGGAAAACUCUACUACCUCACAAGUGAAGCUGAUGUGGAGGCUGUCAUGGAUAAGUUGUUUGAUGAGCUGGCUCAGAAACAAAAUGAUUUAACUAGACCAAGGAUUCUAAAAGUGCAAGGCAGAGAGCUGAGGCUGAAUAAAGCGUGUGGAACCAUUGCAGACUUCACGUUUGAAGAGCUGUGCGACAGACCACUUGGGGCCAGUGACUAUUUGGAAGUAUCAAAGCAUUUUGACACCGUCUUUGUUCGUGACAUACCACUUCUUACAAUGGCAAAAAGGACACAAGCUCGUCGUUUCAUUACUCUUAUUGAUACCUUUUAUGAGCAUAAGGUGCGUAUUAUUUGUUCUGCAGUGACUCCUCUCCAAAGCUUGUUCCUGGUAGAACAUGACAAUGGUGAGCUAGAGGACAACAGAGUGCUGAUGGAUGAUUUGGACUUGAGCCAGGAUUCUGCCAAAGGACUCUCCAUGUUUACAGGAGAAGAGGAAAUCUUUGCCUUUCAGCGUACUGUCUCACGGCUUACAGAAAUGCAAACUGAACAGUACUGGAAAGAUGGGGACAGAAGCAAAAAAACUUCAUAAUUAAAAGUUGAAUAAAAUCACCAAGAAGUAAAACUACAGAAUUGGAAAGCUUUUUAGCACAACUGAAAUAAUAAUUGCACUUUAUCAUCUGGACCAUGCCUUUCUUUCAUCAGUUGUUUUUUGUGCUUAAGACAUGAGGACUCAGUUACUUUUCUGUACCACCAGUCUGUGGACAUGUGAAAUUUUGCCUUCAUUUUCUUUUCUGUAAAAUACAACUUUGACAGUCAUGAAGUUUAAUGGGAUUAGAAUUUUUCUGGAGAAUUGGUCUAGAGACAAAGUUAAUGGGCCAUGCAGGGUUCGCAGUAGAUUUAUAACGUCAUGUGAAGAGGGCGCUUUGUGGUUCGUGCACUGCCUUCUGUCACGUACAAUGCCGUUUGCACAAAAGAAGAAUCAAAUGCUUGCUUUAUAAAACUCCUGAUAUUGUAUAGGUCCAAGCUAGAAUCCUGGAACUCCUCUGUAGUGUAUUAGGGGUUGGGUUUUUUUCCUAUUUCCUGUGUGUAGCCAUCUGCUGAUUUUCAAGCUCUAAGAGUUUCUUGUAAUCAAACUGUUGCUCUGUCUGGUUCAUUGAAAACUAAUGGUUUGAACCAAGAGAGAAGCCUGAGGAGGAGCUCGAAGGUACUGGAAAUUGCAUAGGAUUAAGAUCUAAGUAAUCAUGGAUGGGAAAAGAAACUAUGAUAAGACAGGUCAUACUCUAACAUAACACUGCAAGUUAAUACUCCUCCUAAAUUCUGCAGUUCCUGCAAGCCUGGAUAUGCUGCCUCUAACACCAGUGACAUAUUUCUACCCUGAAUUUUCUCAGACUUCAUCUAUAUGAAACCCUCGGUUGCUGCUAGCACACCUGCUCUGAUCUGGGAGGAGCAGUACGUAGUACUGCUGAGGCAAUUCAUCAUGUGACGAUAGGGAUGUGUUUUAUGGAAAAGAUGGGACAUUCACUGAUACCUCAAAACACAUCACCCAUCCUCGUGUUUGUAGUUGGAAACUUUCUUUUAGGUAAAAAUACAAUUGUGUCAUUCUUGGUUUUAAUCUAACUAAACCAAAAUAUGGUAUCGUGCAUAUUGGCUUAUACUGUAUUUUUAUAAAAAGUAAUUUUAAAAGCAUAUUUAGAAACCCUGAAUAGGGAAAAAAUAUUAUGCAGAUGGACUGAAAAAGAUUGCCCCCAUUUCUUAGGGAGGAAAUAUAUAACACGCUGUCCCCAGAUCUGAGGGGGUUUCUUGGAUUUUGCAAUGUGACCUUUUUCUUGUACUGUAUCUGUUAUCACAAAUACUCUUCUCUGCCUUUAAGCCUAAUUAAAUUGUUUCGAUUGUAACCCCCAUCGCAAUUACAGAAAGCUUUUAAAAGGGACUUUUGGGGGUGGGGGAGCACUGGAGGUCCUGUGCGUUUGCGUGUGUUACGGCAAUACAGGUGUCUUGCAGCCGCGUGCUCAAGUCUGGUUUUCUGUUCUGAUCACUUCUGGUUGUCCUGGAAGUUACCUUAUACUGGCUAUACCCGUUGUUCAAAGAAUUUUAAAAGCCUAUAUUUAUAAUUUACAACUUAUGCAACUAUGUUGUUAUUCCCACAAAGGCGACUACCAUGGAGAAUUUUAAAGCGUAUUUAUGAAACACCUAAUCUGAAUAUAUUGCUUAUACUUAAGAAUAUCCAAAUAAUUGAUGUAUAUUUUCAGAAAUUUUUAUUAGGUUUCUCAAUAGAGAGACUAUUGAGAUUUCAUGUGUGUGUCUGUAUAUACACACACAUAUGUUAAUUUAUACAUAUAUAUAAAAAUAUAGAUAAAAGUAAUAUAUGUCAUUUAAGUGUGUGUGGUUCUAUAUUUAUACAUGGCAGUCUAUACGCAUCAGCCUGGGCCUGCGCCAGUAACUUUCCUGAAGCUUCAGCCUUGACUUUAUUUCUAGUAGCAUUCAAAUGCCUCUUGCCCUGUCUGAACCAGAACGUAUUGUGGGAAAAUGGGAGGUGGUGGUAGAUACCCUGAAGCAUCUUGAUAUUUAUUUGCAUUAUUUUAAAAGCUGUUUAUAUGUUUAGCCUAUAUGUCCACCUCUGUCACGUGGUACAGGGGAAAUGCAUAAUCCUGCACGACACAGGUGAGACGUUCGGGACGUGUGAGAGAGGAGGUUCUGGCAGGUUCUGCAUUCCCAUGGAGACUGUCUUAGGCCAGGGAAUUGCAGAGUUUCUCUGUGGUCUGUGUGGGCGAUGACCAACCUCAUUUAACCAGGGGCCCCCUGGAGCCCCCCGGGCAGAUCUGUUUGUGUUCAAAAUGGUGCAGCUUUGCCUUGUUGGUAUUUGAGGGUUUUCUGCAAUCUGAGCACCCAUCCCAAACUCAGAUAUCCCAGGUUUUUGGAAGCUUCUAAAUGCAGUGGGACUGAGGAAUCAUUGUAAGCCUCCUGGGAUAUAGGUGAGCUCUGUCAAACCACAGGAGGGAAGUUCCUAAAAGCUUCCAGAGCCAGCCCUGCUGCCAGGGCUUAUUGCUAAAAAAACCCAUAGUGCAGUCUUUCCUUGGCCACCAAGGAAACUGUGUGUUGGGAGCCAUUGGUAGGUGUUGGCAGUAAUCAAGGAGAAGAAAUGAAGAAUAUUAUAGAAGUGUUUGGGGGCUGAAAACAAGAAAAACUGCCCGAAUGACUGUGCAGUAUUUGUGGUUGCACUGCAGAGUGUGGAUUGCCACUUUUAGGUCAAGACCAGAAGGAGAGACUGGUGGGACCAAUUUGUCAGCCAGCCCGGAUGCCAGGGCAGAGAUCCCCACAGUACCCACAGAAGCAUACUUAUGUCCAUCCGCUUCCCUAAAAAAAUGGAGGCCCCGUGUGCUUAUUUUAUGAGGCUGCUAAUAAUGCUGUGGUAUGUAUCGAGUUUCUUUCCAAUAGGGAAAUUUGGAGGCGCUUCUUCUGAGGCCAAACAACUUCCAGGCAAUUGGCGCUGGCCAGAAUCUCUCCCUGGGGCACGGUGGCCCACGCUGGGUAUUUCCUGCCCCAGGGCGCUGGGUCACCUACGCUCUCAGCAGUCCUGUCCCCUGCUGUCUGGCUUGCUCCUCCAUGACUUUUUAUUCCCGCUUUAAGGCGUUUUAGUUGGCAAAAUGUAAACAGUGAGAUGCCUGUGAAUAAAUUAUGCACACUCUUUAGUGGCCUUAAAAUUGCUGGAUUUAUACUGGAUGCUUCUGUCCCAAGUUCAAGUGUUGCACAUUCAUUUCAUCUCAGAUCUGCAACGUGUUCUUAUUUCCCUUUUAGUCAUUCAGCAAACAUUACUGCUGAGUUAUUUUUAAAGGUCUUUUUGAGUAACCAUAUUGAUGUGGUAUGAUAUUUUGCUGUCACAAGAAGUAAAAUCCUUGUGAUUACGGACCACGUGCAACAUUUUAUGUUGGUAUAUAAAGGCCACGUCCUGGCUGAGAAUCUCUCAGCUAACUUACUUCAAAUACUUGAUUGACAAAGGAAUGAUCCCUGUGCCUGAAAAUUUAAAUUACAGCUUCUGCGAGCAUAGUUGCUCUAUCCAUAUAGACGUUUUAUCUUUAAAGCUGUAUUUUCAUUUCAUAUUCUUGUGCAGUAGCUCUUACUUACCUUUUUUUUUUUUUAAUAAAUACUGCAAUCCUGUCUUUCAAAGCUAUUGGUUUUCAGUAUUUACCUUUGCACAGAUCAAGGGAACAAUUGCAGUAUUUUGGGUAUAACGAGACAGCCGCCUUCCACGGGUCUUUGCAGGGAUUGAAGAUGCACUUCUUGCAGUUGUCGCUAUUUGAUCUAUAAAGGAAAACCAUUAAGAGCUUUUUUUGAGUAAAGGUGAUCGUAAUGUCACUAUAGCUGGAUAGAUGUCACCUAUUUUGCAGCAAUUUAAACAUGAAAAAACCCGACCAGGUUUCCAACAGCGCGCAGCACAGUCACCAGCCAUCCAACAAGGAGGAAGACUAGUCCUCCCCAUCAAGACCUGUCUAAGAGGAUCAAGAUCCAGGAGUUUUCUUUCUGCAAUUACCCGGAUCUGAAUAAUCCCAGUGCCUCAGUUUCCCUGUUGCUAAAGUGGGAACGAUGUUACUUUCUUAUUUGGUAACGCUGGAGUGCUGCCAGGCUUCACUCAUUAAUAUUCUAAGAUGCUUGCUGAGGCUCUGGGAUGAAAAUACUUCAGUAAAGUAUGUAAACAGUGCAAAAAAUAAUUUAGCUACUCAAAGUGGAUUAGUUUCCUUGUUUGGGUUACAGAAUUAAUGCCAUCAACUAAACACCACGUGCCCCUCUGUAGUGAUGAUUUUUUUUUUUUUGUAUAAUGCAUCUAUUUUAAAGAAAAACGAAAAAACAAAAAGUUUGUGAUUAAAACCCUAACCAAUCCGUGUGGCUUUUCUUCUACCUUUAAUGACAAAUUUCCUAUAUGAUUCAUUACAGCCUUAGCUCCAGUACUUGUGAACUACAGUGCCUUUAUAAGUUCUGUGGGGAUUUUCCUUGUGUUAUAAACUGAGAGAUUUUUUAAAAAAUACAUAAUUUUGAGUCUAAUAUAUAACAAACUGAACACUGUUAAAUCCUUCUGUUAUUUGAGAAGAAUUUAUGUUGUAAUAAAGAAAAACUAACAAAUCCA